AGACGGACGGACGGACGGAGAGACGGACGGAGAGACGGACGGACGGAGAGACAGACGGACGGACGGACGGGGGGAGGAGGUGAGGAGACCAGAUGAUCCCCUGACACGCCGGGCCUUCAGAGGUUCACCAUGAGGUUGAAUCCCGUCUCCAACGUCACACCGGACAUGACGCCGGGCCACGCCCACGCCAACACCUCCGGCGCUCUGCCCCCCCCCUCCUGCAGCAUCGACGAGUCCUACAAGUACGUCUUCCUGCCCGUCUGCUACUCGCUGACCUUCGUCUUCAGCCUGACCCUCAACUCCGUGGUGCUGCUGCGCUCCUGCCGUCGCCACGGCAGCGGCUGUUGCGGCGCCAGCGGGCGGCGUUGGAACACCUCCCUGAUAUACAUGGUGAACUUGGCCACCACCGACCUGAUGUACGGCCUUUCGCUGCCCUUCCUGGUGGCCAGCUACGUCCUGAGGGACAGCUGGGUGUUUGGUGACUUCAUGUGUCGCCUGGUGAGGUUCCUCUUCUACUUCAACCUCUACUGCUCCAUCUUCUUCCUCACCUGCAUCUCUGUGCACAGGUACCUGGGGAUCUGUCACCCCAUGAGGACCAUCACUCUGGAGAGUAAGCGGGUGGUGAAGGGCAUCUGCGCCUUGGUGUGGGUGGUGGUCUUCAUCCUCACCUGCCCCAUCUUCAGGUUUGCCCAGACGGGAUACGUAAGACGGCGAGGCGCAGAACGAUCCCCUGAACCCGAGGCAUCGAGGAACGCCGGGAAUACGACGGUGGAACAGGACGGAGAAGGUUACAUGAACUGCUGGGACGACGCCAUCGAUAGAGAGUUCGCCGACUACGUGCCGUACGGGAUGGUCCUCCACCUGUUGGGCUUCUUCCUGCCCUUCGUCAUCAUCGCCUGGUGCUACUCUCACGUGGUCAGGACCAUAUUUCGGACGCUACGCUCUCCUCCCAGCUCCAUCGUAGGAGGUGAGGACGGUCAGGGGGGAGACGGCGCCGCAGAAGGAGUGAGGGAUCGGGAGAGAACCUCCGUGUCCAUUUCCGGCUCCCAGUAUUCCCACUACAUCCGCAGGAGGAGGAAGUCCAUUAAAACCAUCGUGACCAUUACGCUGCUGUUUGCCCUCUGCUUUCUGCCCUUCCAUGUGACCCGGACACUGUUCCUGCUGCUGCGGCGGGGGCAAAUCGGAGGCUGCAACGCCAUGAAGGCGGUCUCCAUUUGCUACAAGGUCACGCGUCCGCUGGCCUCCUGCAACGCCUGGCUGAACGCCCUUCUCUACUUCCUGACAGGAGACAAAGGCGCCCCCUGCUGCUGGCCUGGAGAACCCACGGUUCGCCGGGACCGACAGAACGGCUCCCUCUGGUGGCCACUGAAAAUGAUGAAGAAAGAGGGAGUGGGAGAGGACGACCAGGGGGCAGCAGAGAAAGUGAAGAGGGAGUUGCAUCUGGAGAACGAGUCCAAGUCGUCCAGGAUCAUCUUCUAGGAUUUUUUUUUGUCGCAGAAUAAGAACCAAAACAAAACCAACCAGACAAGGCUAGCGGUACCGACUCUAACCCACUGUAGGGGGCAGAGUUCAGUAACAAACUAAUGUAUUUUCUUUUGUUUUUCAAUCUUGGAGCUUAAGAAUUGUUCACGUUUACAGGGUCAAUAAGAAACACAAAGGUUUCCUGACAGCACGCCCUCUAGUGUCCACUUCCUGUUGUUGCUCAGAAGAAAAGGUGACUAAAAGAGUC
Cynoglossus semilaevis (tongue sole) is the source of this 1729-nucleotide messenger RNA. Its product is annotated as P2Y purinoceptor 3. The transcript is spliced from 2 exons. The record is from RefSeq and is a predicted model, not a curated record. Gene Ontology annotation, biological process: G protein-coupled receptor signaling pathway. Gene Ontology annotation, cellular component: membrane. The coding region runs from base 130 to 1479 and encodes 449 amino acids. Gene Ontology annotation, molecular function: oxysterol binding; G protein-coupled receptor activity. NCBI's taxonomy places the organism in Eukaryota, Metazoa, Chordata, Actinopteri, Pleuronectiformes, Cynoglossidae.